GAGAAAGCCUCAUCCUCAAAAAGAGAUUGCCAGUAGAAGCGUUUCCAUCGCAACAGAGGCCAUUUUGAAAAUAUAAAAGUUUUAGCUGCGGACAGAGGGAAAGCAUUUUGAAGAACGUUAAGGCUUUGCAAUGGAGUCUUUGAAAAGUGAGCUGGAAAAAAUUACCGUUAACGCACCUGCUGUUAAUUUCAGAUCAGAUGUAAAAAUUGAAGCAAAAAAGUCAUAUUCAAGCAAUACAACCAAAGAAGAGACAAUUCUUUCAUACUGUCAGAACUUUCAUAGGCAGUUUGUGCAUUUAUAUAGAGAUAGAAGACCUGUUCUACUGUCAAGACCAAAUGAAUGUUCUGUGGAGAAAUUCGUUUGUACCACAAUUCGACCAACAGAGUUACGUUUCAAAGAGAUCUAUGACUACCAUGGUUGUGCUGAAUUUGUAGCAGACUAUCUUAAUUUUGAGCCUCUAGACCCUCCAAUUGAUUUGCCUGCUGCUAUCCCUUCGCCAACAACAGUUCUAAAGAGGCAGAAAGGCAACUGCUUUGAUUACAGCAUACUCCUGUGUUCACUGCUGAUUGGUAACGGGUAUGAUGCGUAUUGUGUCAGUGGCUAUGCUAACAGAGAGACUACACUGAUGGACCAGACAAGAGAAGUUUGUCCAAUGGUGGAAAAGCAUGACAAAAAACUGGAAACAGAAUCUCAAAAGGAACUUCGGAAGUACACUGUUAAACCACCGAAGGAUUUGCAGAGUAAAUUCGAGUUAAAGAUGAUUGCCAAAGAGAAAGCAGCAGAAGAAGCAAAUGAAAAACAAAGAUUACAGGAAGAAAGAGCUAAAAUUGAGGAGCGAGAGAAACCGCCGGUUGACAAGUUGCAUGGCCUUAGAGUUCACUCCUGGGUCUUGGUUUUGUCUGGAAAAAGAGAAGUACCGGAGAGUUUCUUCAUCGAAUCGUUGACCGGAUGUCCGAAAGCACUUGACGAUAGCUCUUACCUCGGAAUCGAAAGCGUUUGGAACCACACUAAUCUUUGGAUUAAUAUGCAGGACUGCUCACAAGGAACCAAAAGCCUUUCUUUUGAUUUGGGAGAUGCUGCGAAGUGGGAAUAUAUGUUUGUGAACACAGACAAGCCAGUGUUGUCACUGCCUGGCCUUGGUGAAGACCCACUUGAUGAUGAAGACGAGGAAGAGGAAGGUGAAGCUCAAGUUGAUUUGCCUCCUUCCUGGGUUGAUAAAAUCGAAAUCACAUCAAAAGAGUUUCAUACGAGAUGUCCCAACGGAAAGAAAACAGUAAUUUACAAGAAAGCAAAGUUAGAAAAAUUUGCAGAGUAUCUGAAUCGCGAUGGGCUGGUCAUCCGGCUGUCAAUAUACAACGACAAUGAGUUGAAGGAAUUGCAAGAAGUAAAAGAAUAUUAUAAAAAUCGAGAAGAUAAGCUAGAAUCCAGAACACACAUCAUUGCAACUGGUCAAAUUCUGGAAAGUUUUUUGCCAGGAAGACAAUUAUCCUUAAAAGAGCAUGUGUACAAAGCCAGUUCACCUGGCCCAGAGUCGGACAGGAUCAUGCAUUUUUACUCAAAUGCAAGGGUUGAUGGACUUGUUAAAAGAGAAGAGACACCCGUUUCACUCUCAGAAUAUUUUGAAAAUAGAGAAGACUUUCUCAGCUAUAGACACGCUUUAUUUGGAAAGAGAGUUAAAAAAUUUGGUCCUCAAGCUGCCAACAACAGGCCUAUUGCUAAAAUGACUGAGAGAUUUGAACGUGACCCAUCUAUGCCGGCCAACGAAAACGUGAGAGAGAGAACAUUUGCUGUGUCUGAAGAUAGGAUUGCCUUGCUGUACCAUUUAGAGAACAAGCGCAUUACGUCCUCAACGAGAGAGUUUAUAAAGCCACCAAAUUACUCUUCGGAAAAAGGGACACCGCUGCAGUUGACUCCUGAUGCCACAACAGCAUUCCAGGUUGAUCCGUAUGCUACUGAUCCAAAAGAGUUGGACAUCUACAACAUGAUGGUAAAUCUUCUUGAGGCUGAAAAAUUAUGUAACGAUAAAAUUCGUGAAUCAGAAGAGGAGGUGAGAGAAAUUCUUGAUGCAAGAAUGACGGAGGAGAGUGUUUCGAAGUUGACUGUUUCAGUUUAUGAUACAGAAAGGAAUGAAAAGGCGAAACAAAGAAGAACAGAGAUGGAACGGAAACAACGGGAAGAGGAAAUGCGCAAGCGAGACAUGGAGCUUGAUUACUUGGCGCCAUUUUUGUCUCGCAUUGGUGAUCCGAAAACGCUAUCAAAGCCUGAUGCUGUCAAAAUAAGGGAAGAAUGCUUGCAAGAUUUGAAACAGAGGCUAAUAGAAAAGGCCAACCUCAUACAGGCGAGAUUUGAAAAGGAAACCCAAGAUCUGCAGAAGAAGCAAACAUGGUAUCAACAGAAUCAAAUGAACAUGACAAAAGAAGACGAAGAAGAUUAUCUGAACUUUUGCAGCGAAGCAAUGUUUCGUAUCCACAUCCUGGAACUAAGACUGAGCAGGCACAAAGAAAUGGCGCCACAGAAGUACAUGCAGCUUGAUGAAAAGCUGCGAAAUGAUCAUAGACUUAGAGACUUUCUCUAAAUCUGACUGACUGUAAGUAAGAAAAUGACACAUACUUUAUUGAAUAACUACUGUAAAUACAAUAUUUUGCCUUUUUCUAGUUAAUCGACUGCUUAACGUAUCUACGCUUUUUUCUGUGUCAAAGAGUAAUGCGAUGAUAAAGUAGAAGCAGAACUUUGUUUCGCAAUAUUUUCACAAACAAUUCUUCGUCAAUUCUGUUUGCGUUGAAAUAUACCAAAAUAUGGUACUUUCAAGCAACCAGGGUACGAGUUUGGUAGCUGCAAGGUGUACCUAACAUAAAUUACCCCAACGAUAUUUGUGCUUCAACGCCAAAUGCCGUUUGAAACUUGGAAGAUAUUCUUCUUGAUAAAUCUCUACUUUUUCUAGCGAUUAGUUUUAGCCGUUUUUUGCCAACUCCCAGCUUAGUCCUCUUUAUUAUUAAUAAUUCUUCAGCAACUGCAGAUUGUGUUGGGAAUAUUCCCAAGAAUUUCAAAAGGUUUUUGUUAUCAAGGUUCUUGCGAAAACUUAAGCCUUUUUUGGUUAGAGUGGGGCAAGUGAGUUGAAAUGACAGCGAUUGACAUUUGCUUCCCACUAAAGCAUCCGAACACAAUACACUGAAAUACCGCUUCGAGUUGUCAAAGACCAAAGAAAAAAAUGAAUCGUGAAAAUUUUGUUAGUCAUUUUUAAUCAAACACUAUAGCUGAGAACAGUGAUAUACAUGUGUGGCAAGUAAUGAAAAUUUCAUGACAGCUGAUAAGCUUAUUUGAAACUACACGGCCUACUGGACCCAAUUUUGAUGGUUGCAAAGAAUUUAUUUCAAUUUCUCUCGAAAGUUAUUUGGCUUUGCUCAGCCGGUUUUUAAUUUUGUUGUGUUAGGGGUUUUUGCCCUUUUGAAGAUCAAAUACUUAGAAAUUCUGAAAAUUUAUCUAAUUUUGAUCUAAAGAAAGACUUUGUACUAUCAACCAUUUUUGAAUUUUUUACAAUUGCAUAGUUUUGCCUUUGCAGUGAUUCUCAAUGUAAACGAGUUUUGGCUUUUGUAAAAUGACCCAUCUCACCACACUUUUUUAUAGUGCUAUCUUGUUGUUCAAAAUAAUUGCAAAAUAUGACAUAUAAUUACUCUUGUUUAUGUGGCACAUCCAAUCUUAUAAUCAGGUUAAUUAUUUGGAUUAUAAAACAAUUGUAUUUUUUUUCUUCUAUUCGGCUACAGUUAAAAAAUACUACGUUCAGAGUAUUCAACAAGCCUUUUUUAUAGUUUUAAAAUGUUUUUCUUUAUUAAUUUAAAGAAAUUAAUAGCGAAAAUAUUUCAUAACGCAAGCAAAUAAAUUGUUUCAAUGCUUACUGCAAAGGGGAGACUGGGUUCCAUAAUGGCGGAUAU
This is a messenger RNA of Rhopilema esculentum, 3929 nucleotides long. RefSeq names its product dynein regulatory complex subunit 7. Lineage: Eukaryota; Metazoa; Cnidaria; Scyphozoa; Rhizostomeae; Rhizostomatidae. Gene Ontology annotation, cellular component: motile cilium. Gene Ontology annotation, biological process: cell motility. The record is from RefSeq and is a predicted model, not a curated record.